This is a messenger RNA of Protomyces lactucae-debilis, 399 nucleotides long. RefSeq lists its product as uncharacterized. The record is from RefSeq and is a predicted model, not a curated record. Gene Ontology annotation, cellular component: mitochondrial inner membrane. The coding region runs from base 76 to 285 and encodes 69 amino acids. The transcript has 2 exons. Lineage: Eukaryota; Fungi; Ascomycota; Taphrinomycetes; Taphrinales; Protomycetaceae.
AAUCAGACCAAGAUACAGAGCAGACUAACAAGACUCAGUGCUCAGACCCCAGCGACAAGGAGCAACACAGAAGGGAUGGCAGGUCCACGCUCAACGCCAGGUGAAUUCCACUUCCACCCGCCCGGUCGAUUCUACAGGUACUCAGCAACCAUUCUCGGCGCGAGCAUGUGGUUCUGGAUGCUGUAUCGCGCAAAGCAAGAUGGUCCUGUGUUGCUUGGUUGGAGGCAUCCGUGGGAGGGACAUGGACACGGUCAUGGACAUGGCGAAGAAGGCGAGAAGCACUAGAUUUGCACAAGCAAAACAACCAACGAAUCUCUCAUGCCCAUGUACAAAAGAUCCUCAUCAUUUUCAUACAAACGACUUUUGUUUGGAGCCGUGCUAUAUUCCGUUGCUACCCAG